UCUGAUCAAAACGGUGCUCUUGUACUCUUGUAUAGUUUAGUUUUGAUAUCAUUUCAUUACAUUACUUUUCUUUCUUUGAUUUUUCAAAAGACUGAAAAAGCUGAAACGUGGUCGUAUUGCCGCCCCUCCUUAAUAAACCUUAACUUGUCAAAAUGGACAGACAGACAGACAAACAGCUAGGAGCCUAGGAAGACAGACCGCCUCUCCCAAACUUUCAAAGAAGAACCCAAAAAAAAAAAAAAAAAAUUUCAAUUUCAACUCCGCGUUUCUUCUCUAUUUUGAGUCUUGACUCUUUCUCUCUCUCUCUCUGAAAUGUAAUGUUUGAGGAUGGAUUUAUAGCUUUGACUUCUACAGUAGCUGCUUAUGGAGCAUUUGAUGCAAACGUACAUGACCAUUGUGGCUGAGAAGGAUGUUGCUGUCCAAGAACGUGAUAUGGCUAUCCAAGAACUAAAAAUUGUGCUUUUUGAAAAGGAAGAAGCUCUUGCUGAGCGGGACAGAGCAAUCCAGGAGCGGGAUGCAGCAAUUGCUGAACACAAACUUAUAUUGGAAAGCUAUGAUGCUCUUAAUGCUUUGUACUUCAGAGAAUGCUCUAUGAAUGAUGACAAGUCAAUCACAGUUUCGCUAGGAAAUGGAAUCUCUCCUGCACCAAAACAUGGGCACCAUCACUUGUCUGAAGCUGCAUUAUCUACUAGGAAUGUUCCUCUAAGUGAUGCAUUAUCAACUUCUGCUGUAGCUACUGGGGUCACCAAGUCUUUCAGAAAGGGCAGGAGAGGUGCCAUAGAUGCAAGAAAGCAGGUUACUACCUCCACAUCAAGUGGAUGGAAAGACGAGCAUGAUUUUGGUGGCAAUGGGAUAGACAGUCAGCUUGAUAUGUCAGAGCUUGAGUGGGAAACUAAAUCGGAUUUGAACAAGUUCAAUUUUGAUGAGUCCACAAUGCCAGCGCCGGUUUGCUCUUGCACUGGAGAAGUUCAGCAAUGCUAUAAGUGGGGAAAUGGUGGAUGGCAAUCAGCAUGCUGCACAACCAAGAUGUCGAUGUAUCCACUGCCCCAUGUGCCCAAUAAGCGCCGCUCCCGUGUAGGAGGCCGGAAGAUGAGUGGUAGUGUCUUUUCUAAACUACUUUGUCGGCUUAUUGAUGAUGGUCAUAACUUGUCUGCUCCAGUAGACCUUAAGAAUCACUGGGGCAAGCACGGGACUAAUCGCUAUAGUACCAUCAAGUAGCCUGUAAAUGUAGGAUUUGCCUAUUUGAUAAAGGAUGGAAGAAGAAUUAUAGUAACAAGGUCAGUGCCCAAAUUUUUUGUUAGGGAAAUGGGCAAAACAGAGAUGAUAUGCUAAUCAUUCAUAGUUAUGUCUAGUAGGCUAUUCUAUAGGAAGCUUUGCUUGCUGUUAUAAAUCUUACUUUUGUUUGCUUAUACAUUUUUUUCUUACCGUGAAAAAAAGAAAGCCGAAAGGAAAUUCACCUGA
Quercus robur (English oak) is the source of this 1461-nucleotide messenger RNA. Its product is annotated as protein BASIC PENTACYSTEINE6-like. The coding region runs from base 364 to 1218 and encodes 284 amino acids. NCBI's taxonomy places the organism in Eukaryota, Viridiplantae, Streptophyta, Magnoliopsida, Fagales, Fagaceae. The transcript is spliced from 3 exons. Gene Ontology annotation, molecular function: sequence-specific DNA binding; DNA-binding transcription factor activity. Gene Ontology annotation, cellular component: nucleus. The record is from RefSeq and is a predicted model, not a curated record. Gene Ontology annotation, biological process: response to ethylene.